CCACCUUACCAUUACAUUCAAACAUUUUUCUCUUCUUCUUCUCUAGUCAGAUUCUUUUUGUUUGUGGGCAUUCGUAAUUGUUAUUGCACCCCAUAUAGUCAAUCAAACAGAAAUUUAUAAUCUUGAUCAUGGCGGGGAUUAACAACCAUUCGUUGCAGGAGCCAUGGCUUCUUGAAAAUGGAAACCCUAAAGUUUUAACGAGGGAAAUUCGGCAUCAUAGCCGAACUGCUCAUAACAUGUCGUCGUCUUCGCUUCGAAAGAAAUCUGAUCUUACUCUUGUUUAUAAGGUUCGGUGUGGCUUGCUCCGUAACUUUUUAGCUAAUCUUCAAGAAGUUAUUUUAGGGACCAAACUGUCUGUUCUUUUUCCUGCUAUUCCUCUCGCCAUUGUUGCUCAGUGUUAUGGAUUUGGAAGACCAUGGAUUUUUGCUUUGAGUUUACUUGGACUUACUCCUCUUGCUGAAAGAAUCAGCUUUCUCACAGAGCAACUUUCGUACUACACUGGUCCAACAGUUGGAGGACUACUAAAUGCAACAUGUGGCAAUGCGACUGAAUUAAUUAUAGCUAUCUUUGCACUAAGCCAGCACAAGAUUGAUGUGGUGAAAUAUUCUCUUCUGGGUUCUAUCUUAUCAAACUUGCUUUUGGUUCUUGGCACUUCUCUUUUCUGCGGUGGGAUUGCAAAUCUUGGAAAAGAACAAAAAUAUGACAGAAAACAAGCGGAUGUGAAUACAAUGCUUCUGCUGCUGGCAUUACUGUGCCACAUGCUGCCAUUGUUAUCAAGAAUUGCUGGUGAAACUGCUUCUGUUUCAGCAGUACCAAUACUAGAGAUGUCGAGAGCGAGCAGCGUUGUAAUGCUUAUUGGAUACAUUUCUUACAUUUUCUUCCAACUUGUAACUCACAGGCAAAUGUUCGAAGCCCCUGAGGAAUCCGAGGAUGGUGAUGAUUCGAUUGAAGAAACUCCUGUGAUCGGAUUCUGGAGUGGAAUCGUUUGGCUGGUUGGGAUGACUAUUGUUGUAGCUUUGUUAUCAGAAUAUGUUGUGGGAACAAUUGAGGAUGCUUCGGAAUCUUGGGGACUUUCGGUCAGUUUCAUAAGCAUAAUCUUGUUACCAAUUGUUGGAAAUGCAGCAGAACAUGCUGGAGCCAUCAUUUUUGCUUUCAAGAACAAGUUGGAUAUAUCUUUGGGUGUUGCUUUGGGCUCAGCAACUCAAAUUGCCAUGUUUGUGGUACCAUUGUGUGUGGUUGUUGCAUGGAUAAUGGGCAUUGAGAUGGAUCUAAACUUCAAUCUCCUUGAGACCGGUGCUCUGGCCUUAUCAAUUAUUGCCACAGCCUUCACUUUACAGGAUGGUACUUCUCAUUAUUUGAAAGGAUUGGCUCUUUUGCUUUGUUACAUUGUUAUCGGAGCAUGUUUUUUCGUCUCCAGAACGCCUCUCAACACAGGAAAUGCAGUCAACAUUGCAGUCAAUGCAGCACCAUCAAUCCUCUCAGCUUAAGGAGUAAGUCAUGACUUCUAGUUUUGGAGGUCAUAAACUUAUUCAUGGAUGAGGAUCAAAUUGAAUGCAAUUUGUUAUUCUUUCGUUUUCAAAUAGCUCGAUUAACGCUGGCUCUCCAUCAAUUCGCCUGUCCGAAAGCAAGCAAUUUGUGUUCCGUUAAUCUGCGCGCGGCGUGAAGCACACAGUCUUGGCUUCAAAGGAAGAUUUUGGUUUUGGUUUAAGUAAAGAAGUAUGGCACCAUUGUUUGCUGCUUUGUGAAGAUAGGCUUACAUUAUAUAUGUGAGACUGUAUAGCAUAUUGUUGUAGGCUGAGUGCGGGUUUGAUUUUCUUAUUGCUUCACAUAGUCAUAUUGUUCGAGGGUUUCUCUUUACUAUUGUACCCCAUUUAUCAAUAAAAUGAAUUAUUAGUUUGUUUGGGUUUGCAA
This is a messenger RNA of Mercurialis annua (annual mercury), 1911 nucleotides long. RefSeq names its product vacuolar cation/proton exchanger 3. The transcript is spliced from 10 exons. Lineage: Eukaryota; Viridiplantae; Streptophyta; Magnoliopsida; Malpighiales; Euphorbiaceae. The record is from RefSeq and is a predicted model, not a curated record. Gene Ontology annotation, biological process: intracellular calcium ion homeostasis; calcium ion transmembrane transport. Gene Ontology annotation, cellular component: plant-type vacuole membrane. Gene Ontology annotation, molecular function: calcium:proton antiporter activity. Bases 129 to 1487 code for a protein of 452 amino acids.